AUGCAGGGCAGGAGAAGCACCACAAGAGCCGUUCUGGAGAGCAUUGGGGAGACUGAGACGGCAGAGCCCCCAAAGGCCCACAGUCUCGUAAGUAAACGCGACAUGAGGCGUUCUGUCCUGCUGGUGCUCCUGGGUGCGCUGUGGGCUCAAUGCUCAUCUGCCGGCGACGGUCCUUUCCCAUCUCCGCCUUUUUUUGAACGGGAUCUCGCCCUCUUCUUCAACGGAGAUCUCACCUUUCAGCCAGACUGGGACUGCCGCGGCGUACCAUCGCCCCAUCCGAAGCUCCACUGGAACACAUUGCGCCAGCAGCUGCUGCAGCUGUACCCGCCCUUCAAUGACGCAGACACCAACACAAGCCCCGAGCAGCGCAAGGGUCUUUUCGCCGAGGUUCGAGGAGCCACAGAGAUCGGGCAGCUGUUCCUUGUGCUGGACCUCAAUGCAACCAGGGCGCCUCACCGCAGCCAAGGGGCCCUGCAGACACGGCACUGCCCACUUGGUGCGUUUGCCUCGUGGCUGUUCCAGAGUGUGCACCCUCCUGACGGCAUCAUGGGCGACGGUGUGGAGGCGUUCCAGCGGUACAUGCACUCAUCAGCCCACACCAUCCACCAGACCAUCAAGCAGCUGUCGAUCGACGAGAUAACGGGGACCACAUGGCCAAUCCUCAGGUACACACAGAUGUGACAUGGAUGCCUGUGGCUGCUGUCUGCAUUCCGUCCAUCUGGUGCGGUGUGUUGGUAUGUCAGGCUGCUCAUUGCACUUGACAAGGGGUGGGCCAAGACCUCUGUCAACGAUUGCUUCCACCACCCGCACCCAUCGGUCGACUGGCGGCAGUUCCAGGCUGACGCGCAAAGCCUGGCCAAGAAGGUAAUCGCGAGCGGCUCACUGGCCACGUAUGCAGAGGACCACGCCGCCGUCAGCCAGAGCGGCACCAUCCUAUUCCUCACCACGUCACGCGCACCAUGGAACCUAUCUGUCGCCGAUUCCAUGGCGCUGCUGACCGGCAACAGCACGCCAUCGACAAACUCGACGGCCCAUGGCAACACGACAGUGGCGACGACCAUCGGGAGGUUGACUCUCGCUUGUCCAUUAGGGUCGGCCACCGCCCUGCUGCUGCAGGCGCUGGGUACGGCGGCCCUGCGUGACAUGCACCGGCUGCUGCAGGUCAAGAUGGCCAUCGUCAGACAACACCUUACGGACAUUCACGCCACGGCCGUCUUCAGCAGCGGUGAAGGGAUACGGAUGCAUCUGAGAAAAGUCGUCAUUCCGUUUCUUUAUCUCUCUGCGUCAGGUUGGCCGAUAUUUGAGCUGCUGUUGAUCAUUGGGGAGCAGCGGUCGCACCGGAACUGUCGGCCGAUACCGUUGCAGGACCUCAUGCCCUUCCACAGGUCAAAUCGAUGUCGUUCUGCACGACAAGGGAGGGAGUGUCCCUGCUGUGUUUGUUGGCGUGUUCAGGUUCCCCGUCCCUGCUGAUAUCCUCUCUACUCUCCGUGGGCUGCACCCUCUGCAGAUGAGGCAGCAGCUGCUCCCCUGGCUCGCACACAGAAGCGCUCGUAAGAAGGGAGACACCGACAUCACACACAAAACCAUGCCCUUUCUUCUUUCUCUUUGCCCUUCAUUGCAGCGUUGAGGAAUCUCACGGAUGCCCUCAGCGCCGCAGCCCUGCUCGCCCUCCCCGUCCCAGCACACGCAGCAGGAGCAGCCGACGGCCGCCUCGUGUACAUCACACUGGCGGCCAGCGAUGCCGUCAUCCCCUUCUUUCCACUCUGGUGGGGCCGACAGAUACACAUCCUCGGCCUACUCAACACUGUCGUCAUCACACGCUCUCAAGCCGCCUACCAUGCCUGCAUCGAGGGCAGGAAGGCCGCCCUCGCCCCCCCACGGCUGGCGGGCGUUUUCAUCGCGACAGAGAGGGGCAGAACGACCAUUGAGGAGCUGGGCACAUGUGUCCUGCUGCCGUAUGGCGAUGGGAAUGGCGAGGUUUGCGCAAGAGAGGAGGAAGUGAGGAAGGGCAACUUGUGGGGGGCAUUUCCCGACACGGCUGCGGCGCUGGUCAAGUACUCAGUGCUGUUAGUGGGAGCUCAAUUUGGCCUGCGGAUGGUGUGGUUUGAUAUGGACGUCAUGUGGGUGCGCGACCCGACACGGCUGAUAGUGCAGCGGGCGAAGGACGGAGCGGCGGGAGAGAAUGACUUGUUGGUGCUUGAAGAGCUCUUCACUGGUGGCUGGGGAGGGGAAGGGGUAAAGAGACAUCAGCCGUUCGGAUGUGUCUGUAUGUGGCUAUGUGUGUUCGGUAGAUGACGCACGCGAUGAGAUCAUUUAUGUGGGCAACACGGGCGCCUCUGACGUGUUCCUCGGCGUGCUCCUCUCCCUCAUCAUGGGCUUCCCAUUCGCGGCCCCCAACAAGAUGCUCAAUGCCCUCAUCAGACCGCAGGUAGGACGACACAACCUAUGAGUGCAUAUCAAUGUGUAUGCUUCUCUCGCCUGUCUUGCAGACUGUGGCCUUUUCUGGGGUCCCUCGUCAGCUCGCCUUGGAUCUGCGGCAGAGGAUACGUGUGGGCAUGCUCGACCCACAAGAGAGCUUCGCCAGCAGGCAAGGAUGGUUCGGCGACCUCGACAACGUCUAUGCCUUUGCGACCUUCCAGCGAGAAGAGGACUGGUACAGCACACACACACACACACACACACACACACAUGGUGCACUGCACACAGGCACAUGACUCGAUGGAUGCUGUGUUUUCCCUCCUUGACUUGGCAGGCCUGCUAUCGAGCACUCCAUCAUGGAUCUGUUCAGCCCUUCCGUGCGGUGCAAGACAGCCGUCCACCUGCUUAGGAACCUCGCCGCAGCAUCAUCCACCACCACCGCACAGCAGCACCACGAGCAGCUGGCGAGAAACGACACCGGCACGGCCCUCAACGACACGGUGGGCGACGGCUGCUUUCGCGCCACCGUGUUGGAGACGCACAAAGUCCUUCUCUUCAUCUUAGACACGUUCUUCCGCAACCGCACGCCCAAACAGCCUCUGUUCUCCACGGCAGCCGACAAGAGAAAGCAGGCCCUCCUUGGCGAGACGCGAAAGUUGCUGGAGAGGGAGGAGGCAUUUCGGCACGGCAGAGAGAAUGCCACCGACCUCCUGCCGACUGCAGAUGACCCCAUGAAUGCCACAUACGUGUCGCUGCCCUACGGGAAUCUCACUGUGCUGUCGGUCAGCUAUGCCGAUGGGUGCUGUGAGAUGGAGCAGGAGCAGAACCACAGGACGGCCUUGGAGUGGGGCUGCACGGACGCGUGGAUGCUCAACGGGACCUUUCUUGACGUGGACUUCCCAGAGAAGAAUCGGCUGCUGCUGGAGUUCCCGAGAGAGGGUGACUUGAUUCGGUACAAGUCGCCCAGCGCCAAGCGGGGGUACUAUGUGUGGAAGCCUUAUGUCGUCCUCAAGGCGCUGCUGGUGAGUCUGCCACAGCUACAUACACAUCACCUGUAUCCAACACACAAGACCGCCCUCUCUCUCUCGCUGUCUCUCUCUCUCUCGCUGUCUCCCUUUCUCUCUGUGUGGGCGUUGCGUGUGCAGUCUCCCGAUUUGCCGUGGUAUCGUGGCGUGUUGGUGUACAGCGAUGCGGGCGGGUACUUCGUGGGACCAAUACAAAGUCUGGUCGACACCUACCUGAACGGGAGCGAUGUCGUCGCCUUUCAGGACUUCAUGCUCGUGAGGCACUGGCACACACACACACGCAGAUGGGAUGCCCUUCUCACUGUCUCUCAUUAUGUAUUCAUGUGUACACGUGUGGUGCAGGAGGGCGAUUGGACGAAGCGCGACGCCUUCCUGGCGCUUGACGCCGACCACAUCGCCAUCGCCCUCAGCCAGCAGUACGCCACGGGCAUCAUCCUGAUGCGCAAGACACCUCUGGCGGUCUCCCUCGCCCACUCAUGGCUCAAGGCAUGCCAGGACAGGAGAGUCAUGACGGAAGAACCAAGCGUCAUGGGUAUGUAUCUGACAAAGAGAACAGACCGUCAAUGAAACAGACACCUUGUGUGUGUGUGUGUGUGUCGCUCGUGUGCACGUGCAGGCCAACCGGACUACCCAGGAUUCAAGAAUCACAACGACGACCAGUCAGCCUUCAGCCUGCUGUUCAAGCUGUACGGCUUCAGGGGCUUCUCGGUCAUCACGCGCGACAAGCACAUCCACUUCGCGCGCAACAAGAAGAAAUUCGAGCUGCGUGCCGAGGCCACCGCACAGGGCCGGCGGCUGGGUGUGGACGACUACCUCACACAGACCACUGCGGCGCUGCAGGAGGCAAUCAAAAGAUGACUGACUUUAUCGGGAGCAUGUUUGUCCAUGCUGUACAUGUACGUGUGGAUGCAACGGUUUGCACUGAAAUUCGAAUCAUUACUUUGUCAGCGAGAAACAGAGCAC
Messenger RNA from Vitrella brassicaformis, 4406 nucleotides. The record is from the annotation of a GenBank genome assembly. Lineage: Eukaryota; Vitrellaceae.